Messenger RNA from Dimorphilus gyrociliatus, 322 nucleotides. Lineage: Eukaryota; Metazoa; Annelida; Polychaeta; Dinophilidae. The record is from the annotation of a GenBank genome assembly.
UAUGAAUCAGUCUGAUGUCAACAAUGAAAUUAAACCUAUUUAUGCUUCAAAGGUUCAAGUUCCAGUAUCAGGUACUUCUACCACCAUUCAAACUGAGAAAGUAAAAGUCAUUCUUCCUCACUUGGGUAAAAACUACGACAUUAAUGCCAAGCAUUACCUAGGGGUCAAGUUGAUCUACUCAUCGGACAAUAUAGUCCCAAUCAUGGACCCUGGAAAUUAUUCAGCAAAUAAGAAAUCUGCUUACAUUAACCUCCCUCUCGGUUGUUAUCGAACUCCUUUAUUUCAAACUACCGCCGAUGUAACUACAAAUUUGGUAAAUUGA